CUCACCCUAAUGUAAGAUGGUGGCCGGUCUGGCAGCGGAGCGCGCAGAGCCUAGAGAUUACCCGUCUCUCACAUAAAGGUCGUCGGUGGAGUCACUCAGCUCUAUCCCCGCUAUUGUCAAAGAGAAGGAGCGCCCGAGAGAGUAUUGACGCCCCCGCCACCACACAGCCCGGUUGCUGUGGAACAGGGACGACGAGGUGGAUCUUUGAAUAUCUUCAUUUUAUUUUUCUGUGCUGAUAUUAUUCCUCCCUUAAGUUAUUAUAUACUUUUUGCUGCUCUGUGAGAAGAGAUGUCUCGCAGCCCAGAUGCAAAGGAAGACCCUGUGGAAUGCCCCCUUUGCAUGGAGCCUUUGGAGAUUGAUGAUAUAAACUUCUUCCCUUGCACCUGUGGUUAUCAGAUCUGUCGCUUCUGUUGGCAUCGUAUUCGCACGGAUGAGAAUGGACUUUGUCCUGCUUGUAGAAAGCCAUAUCCAGAAGAUCCAGCAGUAUACAAACCACUCUCCCAAGAAGAGCUGCAGAGGAUAAAAAAUGAAAAGAAACAGAAACAAAAUGAGAGAAAACAGAAGAUAUCAGAGAAUCGUAAGCAUCUGGCCAGUGUACGGGUUGUACAGAAGAAUCUUGUUUUUGUAGUAGGUUUAUCCCAGCGUCUAGCAGACCCAGAGGUUUUGAAAAGGCCAGAAUAUUUUGGAAAAUUUGGUAAAAUACACAAAGUUGUCAUCAACAACAGCACAUCAUAUGCAGGCUCACAGGGUCCAAGUGCAAGUGCAUAUGUAACAUACAUCCGGUCAGAAGAUGCACUCAGAGCUAUACAGUGCGUUAAUAAUGUGGUAGUAGAUGGAAGAACACUUAAGGCAUCUUUAGGAACCACAAAGUACUGCAGUUACUUUCUGAAGAACAUGCAGUGUCCAAAGCCAGACUGUAUGUACCUACAUGAACUAGGGGAUGAAGCAGCCAGUUUCACAAAAGAAGAGAUGCAGGCUGGCAAGCAUCAAGAAUAUGAACAGAAGUUACUCCAAGAGCUAUACAAAUUAAACCCCAACUUUCUCCAGCUAUCCACAAAUGUAGUUGACAAGAACAAGAACAAAGUGACUUCUCUACAGAGGUACGAUGUACCCAACAGUAAUAACAAAGAUGCCUGGCCAUCAUUACAGAGUUCAAGUAAAUCAGUCAACGGCUUAACAAUGGAACACAGGAAAACGCCUCCUAUUUUAGAAAAUGGCACAGACCCAGAACACAUGACUCCAGAUGGUCCAGAUUCAGAUUUCGGCUCUAUCGACAAGCCGUCAGAUUCUCUCAGUAUAGGAAAUUGUGACAACUCACAACAGAUAUCAAAUAGCGACACACCAUCACCACCUCCUGGUUUAUCAAAAUCCAAUUCAGUCAUCCCAAUCAGUUCAUCCAACCACAGUGCACGUUCUCCAUUUGAAGGAGCUAUAACAGAGUCACAGUCCCUCUUCUCAGACAACUUUCGGCAUCCCAACCCAAUUCCAAGUGGACUCCCCCCAUUUCCCAGCUCCCCACAGACGUCCAGUGACUGGCCCAUGGCACCAGAGCCACAGAGUCUCUUCACAUCAGAAACCAUCCCAGUAUCCUCCUCUACAGACUGGCAGGCAGCAUUUGGAUUUGGUUCAUCCAAACAGCAAGAAGAUGACUUGGGAUUUGAUCCCUUUGAUAUCACCCGCAAAGCCUUAGCAGACCUGAUUGAGAAGGAACUGUCAGUCCAAGAUCAACCCUCCCUCUCACCAACAUCUCUUCAGAAUCCUUCCCCACACACUACAACCGCCAAAGGGUCAGGAUCUGGAUUUCUGCAUCCUGCUACACCCACAAAUGCCAAUUCUCUCAAUAGCACAUUUUCAGUCUUGCCACAGAGGUUCCCACAGUUUCAACAGCAUCGAGCAGUUUAUAAUUCCUUCAGUUUUCCUGGCCAAGCAACUCGCUAUCCUUGGAUGGCCUUCCCUCGCAAUAACAUCAUGCACUUGAACCACACAGCAAAUCCCUCUUCGAAUAGCAAUUUCUUGGACUUGAACCUCCCACCUCAACACAGCACAGGUCUAGGAGGGAUCCCCAUAGCAGACAACAACAGUUCUGUAGAGAGUUUAAAUAUGAAGGAAUGGCAGGACGGGCUAAGGGCACUUCUACCGAACAUUAACAUCAACUUUGGUGGACUGCCCAAUGCUACUUCCCCCUCCAACGCCAACCACAGUGUACCAACGUCCAACACUGCCACAACCGACAGCCUGAAUUGGGACAGCCCUGGGAGCUGGAUGGACCCCGCAAUCAUCACAGGUAUCCCAGCCUCCGCUGGAAACAGUUUAGACUCUCUUCAAGACGACAAUCCACCACAUUGGCUAAAGUCUCUUCAGGCUCUCACAGAGAUGGAUGGCCCCAGUGCUGCCCCAACACAGACCCCCCACAGUAACCCUUUCAGUACACAAAUUCCAUUGCACAGAGCCAGCUGGAACCCCUAUUCCCCUCCUUCAAACCCUGCCAGUUUCCACUCUCCUCCCCCAGGCUUUCAGACAGCUUUCAGACCCCCCAGUAAACCCCCCACAGAUUUACUACAGAGCUCGGCGUUGGAUCGUCAUUAGGAAAAGUACAAAAACAUUAGAAAUGCAGGAAUUGCUCCUCCCAGACUUCCUGUACCCAUCUAUGGCCCCUCUUCCAUAUUUUUCUUUCUGAAGAAUCUGGUUCCUGAUCAAAAAUCUUUCCCAGCCAGCUUCCAAAUGCAAUGCAAUCACAGGGUCAUAACUAUUAUAUUUUUUUUGUUAUGUUUUGCUGAGUCAGUGUUUGA
Messenger RNA from Python bivittatus (Burmese python), 2789 nucleotides. It is a transcript of the gene CNOT4, whose product is annotated as CCR4-NOT transcription complex subunit 4. Gene Ontology annotation, cellular component: CCR4-NOT complex. Lineage: Eukaryota; Metazoa; Chordata; Lepidosauria; Squamata; Pythonidae. Gene Ontology annotation, biological process: protein ubiquitination. The record is from RefSeq and is a predicted model, not a curated record. Gene Ontology annotation, molecular function: metal ion binding; ubiquitin-protein transferase activity; RNA binding.